This is a messenger RNA of Verticillium dahliae VdLs.17, 2778 nucleotides long. RefSeq lists its product as uncharacterized. The transcript is spliced from 4 exons. The record is from RefSeq and is a predicted model, not a curated record. The coding region runs from base 1 to 2778 and encodes 925 amino acids. NCBI's taxonomy places the organism in Eukaryota, Fungi, Ascomycota, Sordariomycetes, Glomerellales, Plectosphaerellaceae.
AUGACAGUGUCGGCGCUGUCAUCUUUGGGGGUCGUAUCACGCGGCGACUCGGGCAUUCGCGAACCCAGGCGGCACGGGCAUGGGAGUCCCCGGUCGAACCGGACCCCAAGGUCGAGUGCAAGGAGAGCAAGCCCAGGUCGCAGCCAAACAGGCUCAAAGGGGGAUGCAACCGUUGCAGAUUCGCAUGGCCUCAUAAGGCGCCUCGAGACCGAUAUGCCCGGCAGAUCUCGUGUUGACUCGGUCUCUCCGUCCAUUCCUGGCGACGAUUUCGCUUCCAUGUCUGCUUUCGCUCCGGGGGCGUCGUCGUCGUCGUCGUCGUCGUCGCCGACGGCCACCUUUUUAUUUUCCGCAAGGUCGAGUCUGGCGUCGAUUUCUGGCCCUGCAUCCGAGUUUGUGCCCGAGUCCAAGACGACGUCCUGGUCGCCCUCGGCAAUUGCAGUCUCGACAGACUGUGGCAGCGACAGCGAUCAAAUCAGUAUCAGCAGCUGCUGCAGCACCAACGCCAGCAACGACACCGGCACGACCAUUGGCAACUGCCACGGGCCAUUUGGCAGAAGCAGCAGCAGCAAUAGCAGCAGCAGCAGGAAAGGGGCAGAAACCACAACAGUCACCGCUUCCUCGCCGUUUCCUCGGCCACGCCUGCCUUCACCAUCCUGGACGAUGCCGUCGGCCACAACGGCAGCUACGACUGGCGGCGGCGACGGCGCCAUGGCCAAAACCCGAAACAGAAUGGAAGCGACGACCGGCGGCGUGCAAACGCAACUGCUAGACUGGAACUCCACAACGACUUCCCUAUUCAACCUAGACGCCCAAUCGCCGCGCUCCCGCCGAUCACAGCUCGAUCACCAUCAACCAACGCUAUCAGCUCGUGCCUGCGAGCCACAGCUUGUGCCGGGCUUCGAUCGCGACCGCGUUCACGAUUGGAACCUCAAGACGCACCAAGGACCCUGGGCUCACGUAUGGCAAGAUCUCCCACCGCCGCCUUCGCCGCGUUUCGACUUUGACAACGAGGCCUGUCGUCGUCCUUCUACCUCCAAGAGCCACCACUUUCACUUCCGAUGGCCCAAGCGAGACAGCAGCGCAACGCAAGAUGACUUUCUGCCGCUUCCUGCACAAGGCCGCAUCAGCUCCGAAUCGGCCAUGACGAUCAUUGGCCGUAGAAGCAGCUUCGACAGAGACACUCUCAAGGGCGACAUGCAGGGUCAUGGUCAAGAGGAGCUCCAGAAGGAGGAGCACCAGCAGCAACAGCAACAACAACAACAACAACAACAAGAGCAGCACCACCAGCAGCCCGGCGAUAUCACGGCGAACAUGACGAAGGAGGAGUUCGACGCUCUCCCUUUGACCAUUCAACGCAAGCACCAGCCCACAACCGUUGCAACCCCCUACUCAAAAAGCGACCAAGAUACGCGCCAGGCGUCACAGCUAGCGUGCUCCCUUGUCCCUCCGCCACACCACGACCACUUCCACUUCCACCCAUACUCCACGGCAGACGGAAGGGACGGACGGAAAGAAAGACAACACGAAGACAAGCUCCAAGCGGCAGGCCUGUACUUCUCAUCUCUCGAGCGCCUUCGCUUCGCCCAACUGCCACCCACCAACACAAGCCAGCCUUCUUUCGCUGUCGUUAGUGCUCCCACCCGGCACACCGACACCGACACCGAAACGAGCACCAACGUCACAGCCACCGACCUUGACGGCGUCACUCUCUCGAGCUUGAAGGACAGAAGACGACGAACAUCGCGCAUCGCCUCAGAGCAAGCCGCCAGCCGUCUGACCAGAAGGUCUUCGCGCCGCCCCUCCUUUUAUGCGACCCUCCCCGACAAGAUCAAGCGGCAGCACUUGACAAGCGAGGAGCAAAUUGUCGUGGCCAGGUUGCGCAGACACAAUAUCAAGCUGACCUCGCCCAAAGACACGGUGCGCAGGUCCGGCCGCAGAGCAUCCAACGUGGCCAUCCCCGAGAGCUUGUGCAGCCUCACAUUGGUCCCGCCCCGCCCCCAGACCAUGGAGACUCACGAGUCGCGGCCUUGGAUUCCCGAGGCCCAGUCCCUGGCGAAUCAGACGGGUCACGUGCGGCGCAAGUCCCGCGCGCUCUCCUUGAUAUCGCCAAAGCAGAGUCCCAAGGAUGCCACGACCGGAUUCGAUCCCGCCGCCGCCCACUACCAGGACCCAGAGGCCCGUCAAAAGCUCAAGCUCUACCUCGCAUCUCCUCUCAAGUUUGAUGAGGCUGUGCAGUACGGGUUCCCCUCAACGGAGGGCGCCGUCAAGGAGAUGAAACCGUCGGAAGACGAUGUCAUCGUGCCCAAGAUGCAGGAGAAGCCGCGUACGUUCCUCGCUGACGACAAGUCAUCCAUCUACAGUGACGAGAUGUCAGCCGCGGAGACGGAUUCACCAAAGACGCCCCACGCGUUUGAGAAGCCCGCCGUUCGCCCCCUUCGUGUGCCCAUGGAACUGGAAGGGCCCGACAAGCUGGUUGACGAAGGCUCGGUUGGGGCGCCGUCUUCCAGAGAGAUGACACUGCGCAUGACGUUGACGAGACCCGAUCUCCGCGCCAACGAGGAUCAGAUCUACGGCUGGCAGCACAAGGGCCUCAUGGCCAGCCGCAAGUCAACAUCCAAUGCGCUCCGGGACGAGUUUGACCCUGUGUCGUGUGCCAGAGAGGGCAACUCGAAGGAAAGCUUCGAAAGGCAGUUUGCUGCCAUGGACCAGUGGCAAGCCCAGGUCAACGACCGCGGUGUCAUGAAGCGAUUCUGGCACAAGGUCCGGCGGGCUCCAUAG